AUGGACUAUCACAGCGAUCUUGCAUCUGUUGGACAUUCAUACGACUACGCUUACGACCACAACUUGACCUCUGAGCCAGACACCAGUCCUCCGCGGGCCGGCUUCGCGCAACUAUCAACCCUGUCCUCCCUCCCCGAGACGCCGUCGGAAUCGGUCCAGGUAAUCUCCUCGCUGAUCGACUCCUUGAGCAAGAUAUCUGCGUCGACCUAUGUCAGGCAAGACCCCGUCGCUGAGACAAAUAUCCAUAUCUCUACAGACGAAUACAGUCGCUCCCCCUCGACCGAACCACCCGAUGCGGAUGAUCUGGAUAGAGAGCAGAACGAUCCACCUGUCGCCGAUGAAAGCAGCGAAGGAGAGGCCGCCGCUCCGCCGGUGAUCAAAUACGCAAGAAGACCGCCGCCGCUCUCUAAGCGGUCGAGUCGUUCCUUCAUCCGCUCUCUGAGCAUGUCGUCGCAGCCUGCUCUGGCGCCCCGGGAGUCCAUACACAGUCUGAAGUCGCGUGCGGAAUCGGACAGCGUGGGUCUACCGAGCAUUGAAAGACGUAACCGCUCGAGCGCCGGCUCUACCUUUUCAUUCGUCAGUGGUUUGAGUUCCACGCUUAAGAGGCAGACGGCCGAAUCUGUUUAUGAAAUGGCAACAACUCGGCCCAUCCCUCCAAGACGCGUUUCGUCGGACAGGCGGCGGAAGGCCGAAUCACUCUACAGCAUGGAACAGGAGAAAGAGAACAAAUGGCCCACUCGCUCUCCGUCGGUGGAUGGUUAUUCGAGCAGCAGUACCCCUCUCGACCAAAGCCCGCCCGACGGUCCGACUGUCGCUGCUUUGCGAUUGAGUAGAGGCGACCUGGGGUCUCAUUUGAUUCCAUCUCGACGGUCAUCACUGCGGCGCAGCGUGACGGGGAUCUCAGACGCGUCUCAAGACCAACACAACCGAUACUCCUUCUCGGGCCGUGACUUAAAAGAACUCAACAUCGAUGCCGAGCUUAUUGAGGGUGAUAACUCAACCGUGCGACGGAUCCGGGAACUGCAGGAAGCUCGGGAGAAGAGGCAGAAGGAAUGGCGACAUGAAGCACGCAAAUCAGAACGAGCCUCGAAAAGACAUACCAUUGCUACGCCGAAACUUUCGUCACGGCGAUCCAGCCCGUAUCAGAGCUCGAGGCUUUCUGUCACAGAGGUGGUGGUCGAAUCACCCGAGGUCGAAAGCCCGCUCGACUUAUCCGCGACUGUCACUCCAUCAGAUUUGGCUGGUAUGCCUGCUUUUCCGACGGCGCCUCCAAAGGAACGGCCGAGCUCGCCUGUUGAUGCUAGGCCUGCCACGUCCAACCCACCGAGCGCAGCUUUAUCCCGGGGCAACAGUUUGUAUCAGAAUGCGGGGACCCACACGCAAAGAAAUUCUGCUGGUUUGACGAUAAAACAGGACCCUGCUUUGGUAGAGAUGAAGUCCAUAACAGAAGAGGUUGAGGCGUUCCUCGGGGCGCCGCGUUUUACGCAAAAGAUCCGCCACCCUCGGACUGGCCGCACGAUUGCGUUUUCAGAGGUCGGGGAUCCCAAUGGCUUCGUCGUUCUGUGCUGUGUGGGAAUGGGUUUGACCCGAUAUCUCACGGCUUUCUACGAUGAGCUUGCAAGAACGCUACGCUUGAGGCUGAUCACUCCGGACAGACCUGGAGUAGGCGCAAGUUCACCGCUGUCAGAGUCUCAAUGCACACCACUGAAUUGGGUCGAUGAUGUGGCCGUCCUCUGCAACUCGCUGGAAAUCACCAGAUUUUCUCUGCUCGCACAUUCGGCGGGUGCCAUUUACGCUCUCGCGACCGCUCUGAAGAUGCCCCAGUAUGUCCGCGGGCGUAUACAUCUGCUGGCACCCUGGAUACCACCCUCGCAGAUGCCAAAGGGAGCCGCCCUAGGACCAGACUCCCAACCCAUCGCCAAUCUACCUUUCACGCACAAAAUCCUCAGCGUUCUGCCAGCGCAAAUCCUCAAGGUCGCCAACUCGAGGUUCUUGACUGCAACGAGCGCGUCCGUGGACACGAAACCACUAAAAUCCAAAAAGAACAAGCAAAUACAAAUAGAGAGCCUGGAAGUGCAUCUAGACUAUCCCCACCGCGAUCCCAAUGAAGAUAGCCCGUUCAGAGCCGACAUGCCCGAGGUCGAGCCCGAACGGCCGUCGACGGGGACGCCGAAUCGAGCACGCGGUAUGUCCUGUUAUCAAGCCAACAACGAAUCGCUCGGGAUACAGGGAGCAGCGGCGACAAGUCCAAAGUCGGACUCUCGCCGACAAACUUUCUCCGCUGCGAAGUCACCCGCUGCAACGUCUCGGCCAAUGUCUCCCCGCUUGAGCCCAGAGGCACGUCAAGCACUGUACAAUCAAACCCUCACCCACCGUAUCUGGACACUAGCCACUCAAAAUGCAAAUCCUGCCUCUGACCUGGUUGUCUGUCUUGAACGCCGUCGGCCCAUUGGAUUCCGAUAUCCUGAGGUGACCAGAUCCGUGGUAAUUCAUCACGGCGCCAAGGACUCGCGGGUACCCCUGGACAACGUCCGGUGGUUGCGCAGUGUCAUGAAGCGAUGCGAGUUGAAGGUCCUAGACGACGAAGGGCAUGGCCUCAUGGCGAGCGCCUCGGCGAUGGCGGCCGUCCUUGGCGAGAUUGCGAAGGAGUGGGAAGAAUGGGAGAGGAUCGCAGAGAACAAAGAGAAGAGGAAGAGAAGUGAUGCUGCGUCUACUUUCUCCAGAGGGAGGUCCUUCCACAGUAGAUUUGUGGAUGCCUCGUACCGGGAAGCUGCAUCGCGUGAUUCAUGA
Molecule: messenger RNA, 2790 nt
Organism: Cladophialophora carrionii CBS 160.54
Lineage: Eukaryota; Fungi; Ascomycota; Eurotiomycetes; Chaetothyriales; Herpotrichiellaceae
Exons: 1
Coding region: 1-2790 (929 amino acids)
Source: RefSeq, a predicted model, not a curated record